Molecule: messenger RNA, 3085 nt
Organism: Callorhinchus milii (elephant shark)
Lineage: Eukaryota; Metazoa; Chordata; Chondrichthyes; Chimaeriformes; Callorhinchidae
Product: plakophilin-3
Exons: 13
Coding region: 233-2671 (812 amino acids)
Biological process (GO): cell-cell adhesion; cell-cell junction assembly
Cellular component (GO): cytoplasm; plasma membrane; nucleus
Molecular function (GO): cadherin binding
Source: RefSeq, a predicted model, not a curated record
UCUCCGUGGCAGUCAGUGGGGAAAGUUAGGAUCUGCUUGCCUUAACACUUGGAGCUAACUUUCGGCAGUAUUCAUAGCAAGUAUAGCAGGUGGACUGAUCGAAUCAGGGACAUCAAGGUUGAACUCUGGUCCACAAGUGGUUGCGGAGUGUUGGUUUCUUGGUUUGGUUGUUGGUUGGUUUGUACUUGGCUGGCUGGCUGGCUGGUUACUGGCUUCUCUUAGCUGUUAGAAGAUGAGUCUUCUGCAAGAUGCGCCGUUUAUCAGAUCCGUUUUACCACCAGAAAGCUUUGAGUCCACCCUGGCCAUGCCUUCUGAGCUGCAGUUGGAUCAAAGGAACGAGAUACACCAAUACCCUGAGCGGAAGAACAUCCGAGUCCAGCAACAGGUGGAGAUGAUGUUGAGAGCCAAUGGCUUACCAAAUCGGGAAUUGAGCAGCUCUUACCAGACAGCAACCAUGCCGAUGUCCAAAUCGCAGAUCUUCACCACGGAGAGAAAGUACUCGACCAUCCAGCCCCCGGGGUACCAUUCUCAGCACAAAUUCCCUGGGUCGUCCUCCUACUCGGCCUUUGACGUCAAUAUCCGCAAGACCCCCAGAGCCAGUCAGAUCAGCCGUCGUGUAGAUGAGAGAUACAGACCGAUGUCUGUGCACAUCCCUGGCCCUCCUCCCUCGGCGUCCGUCAGGAAGGUCACGGAAUACAGAUACAGCCAGAGACAGCCGGACAUUGACACCCUGUCCCUCCACUCGGCUCCCCCCCGGCAGGUGGUGAGAAGGGAUUCCUGGCAUCAGUCCCAAAUGAACGGCCAGUUCAUGCAGCCCAACCUACAGGAGAGGGAUGUGAGCGUGAUGUCAGAACAGAUCAACCCCUCCGUUUACUACAAACAAAUGUCCGUGGGCGGCGAGUCUGGUGCGUUUAGAAGCUAUAGUGUGAACUACCCCUCGGUGAGGAAAGCCAACAGCGUGAGCGGAGCUGACAUGUUUGCCAUGACCAGCCAGGCGGAGGAUAUGGCGAACACACAAGCCCUGUACAUCCGGCCCCCGGCACAGCGCACCCUGCAGAGAGUUCACGGGAAGGGAGCCCGGGAGAGAAGCGCCUCCAGCACCUUCAGCACCAACCGGAAGUCAAUGCAACGCGCUCCCUCGCUGAGCAGCCUGAGAGUCCCCGCUAGCAACAUGAGCGACAUAUUCGACGGCCAGACUCAGCAGUCCCAGUCCUUUACGACUACACAAAACAUGAUCUCAGAUGCUGAUAGGUUAGACCUCCCGACAGCGGUGCAGUUGCUGAGCUCUGGUGAUGUGAACAGUCAGGUGGUGGGAGCGAGCUACAUCCAGCACAAGUGCUACCACGAUGCAGGCGCUAAGAAGCAGGCCUAUCUGCUGAGAGCCAUCCCUCAGCUCAUCGGGCUCUUCAACCACCCGUCGCUGGAGGUUCAGCGCAGUGCCACUGCCGCCAUGAGGAACCUCAUCUACAACAACACCGAGAACAAGCACGAGCUCGUCAAGCAGAAUGGCAUAUCUCAGAUGAUGCAGGCAUUGGAAGAGACGGACGAGGAGCUGAAGACCAACAUCACGGGGAUCCUGUGGAACCUGUCCUCCAAUGAGAUGUUAAAGAAAUCGUUGGCUCAAGAUACCCUCGAGGAAGUGACGGAGAGAAUCCUGAUUCCCCUGUCGGGCUGGAAUGCUGGCACCUCUGUGUUCCCAAACUCCACUGAGGAAGAAAUCUUCUACAACACCACCGGCUACUUUAGAAAUCUGAGCUCUGGGAGAGAGGAAACUCGGGGGAAAAUGCGAGGGAUAAAAGGCUUGGUGGAUUCUCUCGUCCACUACAUUCAGCAAUCUCUCGAUACCGGAAAAGCAGCUGACAAGAGUGUGGAAAACGCCACUUGCAUUCUGCGGAACCUGUCCUAUCGCCUGUACGAGGAGAUCCCCUCGGCUUACCAGCACCGUCUGAGAGGUCCCAGCCGAAACGAGAACGACAAGAAGGAGGAUGUGGUGGGAUGCUUCACCCCCCAGAGCAGGAAGGUCAAAGAGAUCAACACGGACAUGUCGGUGUUCACCGAGGUCUCCAAAAACCCUCAGGGGAUGGAGUGGCUGUGGAACCCGGCCAUUGUGAAGAUGUACAAGGAGCUCUUGGAUAAGGCCAGCGUCAACCAGCUGACCGCCGAGGCAGCCCUGGGGGCUCUGCAGAACAUCACAGCCGGAAACUUCCGGUGGGCCUCUGUGAUGAGUCGAUUGACUACAGACCAGGACAGCACUUGGUUCACUAUUAUUGACCAGCUGAAGGGCAACGACCCCACCAUGAUGCGAGCUGCGACCGGCCUGCUUCGCAACCUCUCCGCCCACGCCAGGAACAAGGAGGAUAUCUCCAUCCGCACUAUCGGACCGCUCUUGAGCAAGUUGCCGGAGGACAGCACUCAGCCUAUGCCGCACACCGAGGUGGUGGUCAACAUCUGCUCCGUGCUCAACAACCUGGUAGUGGAGACCAUUCAAGCCCCCAAGCAGAUCGUCAACCACAACGGGCUCAAGAGGCUCAUGAACGUCAAGACCAAUUUGAGCAGUGGGGACGAUAAAACCAACAAAGCAGCGGCCAGCCUCCUGGCGAACAUGUGGUUUUACAAGUCCAUGCAGCGCGAGUACAGAGCGAAAGGCUACACUAAACGUGACUUCCAGUGAAGAACAAUCAGGCACUGCCCUGACAAGAGGAAUCUCCGGGGGAGAGGAGGGGUGCGGGGGAAGGUGGAAUAAAAUACGGAUCUCUAGAAUUCUCUCAACGACAACAAUGUACAUUCAUGCAACUCUUUCCGUGUUGGGAAGACGUCUCAAAGCACUUUGCUUCGCACUGCAAACCGCGAGCCCGAGCCGGGCACUAGCGAGUUGUAUAAAGCUCAGGUGGGUGAGAAGUAACCUGCCAUCUUAGCUCAGCUCCUCUCCAUCUCCUGGAGAUUGAUUCUCAACUACUCUCGGGAUGGAUUGCAUCCGAUAAUUAUUGCUAUAACCAGGGGAGGGUCUAACCCUUUGUCUGCUGAGGACCGAAUGCCUUAUUUGAGAAACGUCCAAGGGCCACAUAAGCUAUAUAACAUAACAUUU